Anthostomella pinea is the source of this 519-nucleotide messenger RNA. Lineage: Eukaryota; Fungi; Ascomycota; Sordariomycetes; Xylariales; Xylariaceae. The record is from the annotation of a GenBank genome assembly.
AUGCUGAUUCCCAAGGCUGACCGCAAGAAGAUCCACGAGUACCUCUUCCGUGAGGGCGUGAUGGUCGCCGCGAAGGACUUCAACCUCCCCAAGCACCCCGAUGUCGACACCAAGAACCUCUUCGUCGUCAAGGCCCUGCAGUCCCUGAACUCCCGCGGCUACGUCAAGACCCAGUUCUCUUGGCAAUACUACUACUACACCCUCACCCCCGAGGGUCUCGACUACCUCCGCGAAUGGCUGCACCUCCCCGCCGAGAUUGUCCCCGCCACACACAUCAAGCAGCAGCGAUCGCAUGCUCCUCCCCGAGGCAUGAUGGGCGAGGGCGGCGACCGUGAGCGAAGACCUUUCGGCCGUGGCCGCGGAGAGGGCCGAGGCGACCGUGGUGACCGUGAGGGUGGCUACCGAAGACGUGAUGCUGGAGAGGGCAAGGAGGGCGGUGCCCCUGGUGAAUUCAACCCGCAAUUCCGUGGUGGAUUUGGUCGUGGCCGUGGCCGAGGCGGUGACGCUCCCCCUUCGUAG